AAAAUGAGGUGGUGGAUUUGGUGGUUUCGGGCAAGGAGGAUUUUGAUGAGCAGGAUUUGGAGGGUUUGGUGAUGGUGCAACAUUUCAAUUUGGUGGAGAUAUCAAUGAUAUUUUUGAGGUGCCUGCAGGGAUUCAUAGUGGACAAUAUCUUAAAUUUUGAGGUAAAUGACAUGCAUGACGUAAUGGUGGUCCUGCGUGAGAUUUGUAUAUCAAAAUAUAUAUUAAACCAUCUGCACAAUAUGAUAGAGAAGGAACUGAAGUCUCAGUGCCUCAUCCAGAAGGCAAAGUAUCAG
Messenger RNA from Darwinula stevensoni, 293 nucleotides. Lineage: Eukaryota; Metazoa; Arthropoda; Ostracoda; Podocopida; Darwinulidae. The record is from the annotation of a GenBank genome assembly.